CCGGGUCUCCCCCGCUCGCCGCCAGCCGAGCCGGGGGGCCGCGGGGCUUUAACCGUGUGCGGGGCGGAUUCGCCACUUUUUCCGGGGGAGGCCCGCGGUUAAAAGUUUUCUGCGGAGGUCACUAUCACAUGACAAAGACUUUGAGACAGCUUCAUCUUCGUCGGUCUGUAAUUUCCUUUUGCCUUUCUGGGUCACAGUAAUGAAAGGCAGUAGUAGGAAUAAGGAUCACUCAACAGAAGGUGAAGGAACUGGGAAGAGACCAAAAAGGAAGUGUCUUCAGUGGCAUCCCCUGCUGGCCAAGAAACUCCUUGACUUCUCUGAAGAGGAAGAAGAGGAAGAAGAAGAGGAAGAUAUUGAUAAGGUGCCGCUCCUUGGCCCUGAUGGUUUAGAGCAGGAUGCUGAUGAGACUGAAGAUGACGAGUCCUCAGAGCAGCGAGCUCGCCGACCAAUGAAUGCGUUUCUCUUGUUCUGCAAACGGCACCGCUCUCUUGUGCGGAAAGAGCACCCUCGCCUCGAUAAUCGUGGCGCAACCAAGAUCUUGGCAGAUUGGUGGUCUGUUCUAGAUCCAAAAGAAAAACAGAAAUACACUGACAUGGCCAAGGAGUACAAGGAUGCAUUUAUGAAAGCAAACCCAGGGUACAAGUGGUGCCCCACAACCAACAAACCUGUGAAAACCCAGGCAUCCAGUGUUACAAACAGGAAAAAGCUAUGGGCCAUUGCAUCAGACUCUGCAAAAGACUUACCGAGCCCAAGGAAAGUUACCAAAAGUGAAGAAAUGCCACAACUUAACUUUGGGAUGGCAGAUCCUACACAAAUGGGAGGCCUGAGUAUGCUGCUUCUAGCAGGGGAACAUGCACUUACUGCACAAGAGGUUUCCUCCAGUACUUGCCAGUCUGAUACAUCUAAUUCUACAGAUGCCUGUCAGAAGUCAUCAUUGUUUCAGUUUGCAGAGAUCUCUUCCAACACGUCACAGCCUGGAGUCCUGGGGGCAGUAAAACAAACGGAGGAGUCUGCAUUGUUUCAGUUUGCUGAGAUCUCAUCAAACACUUCCCAGUUGCCAAGUCCUGAGCCAGUAAAGCACUGUGGGAAGUCGGCACUCUUCCAGUUGGCAGAGAUUUCUUCAAGUACAUCCCAUUCAGGGCCUUCUGAUUUAACGAAACAGUGUGGAACAUCAGCAUUAUUUCAGCUGGCAGAGAUGUGCCUUGCUUCAGAAGGAGUAAAAGUGAAAGAACCUGGGAAAACAAAAGUGGAAGCACUGGAAGAUGAGGAAGGGGAAGUUUCAGAGGACAUGGAAGUAGAACUGGAGAAAACAACAGUAAAAGACUCCAGUAAUAGAAAAGUAGAACAAUCAGAGAUAGAAAAAUUGCAGAACCCAGAUCAAACAAAAGCUGAGGAAUCAGAAACUGCAAAAUGCAGAGAUUUUACUAGUCUUGCAAUGGAAAACAGUCCUUAUGAGAGAAAGGAUAACACAAAGGAUCACAUGUGCCGUUCUCCAGAGCUUUUCAUGAGUGACAUGGCUAUCCUUGGGCUAAAGCCAGAAAAGAUAAAGAAGAAAAAGAAAAAAAAUAAGUUGGACCGGCACACAAAUGAAAAAUGCACCCCCAAAAAGUCUUGUAAAAAGAGGCAGUCCUCCGAGUCGGACAUUGAAAGUGUCAUGUACACAAUUGAAGCCGUGGCCAAGGGGGACUGGGGUGCUGAGAGACUUGUGGAUACUCCCCGCAAAAAAAACCGCCCUGUCUCAAAUGUGAAGGGAAGCAUGUUGGAUACAAAAUCACCAAAGAAAAAAGUGAAAUCAAAAGAAAAGAAAACAUCAAAGGAGAAACCAAUGGAGACCACCAAAGAAUCCAAGCCUCCCGAUUUCCUUAGUAUUGAAGCCAGCAAGGAAGUACCGUGUGAGGCUCCUGAUAACAUUAAAGUGGAACCACUGACUCCAACAGAGGAGGUGGUACCCCAAAGCUUACCUGAACAGAUCAAAACUGAGGACAGUGACUGUGUUAAAAAGAUAGAAACCUGUGGCUCCAGGAAAUCGGAGAGAUCUUGCAAAGGUGCUCUUUAUAAAACUCUGGUGUCGGAGGGCAUGCUCACAUCUCUGCGCGCUAAUGUGGACAGAGGAAAAAGAAGCUCAGGAAAAGGUAACUCCUCAGAUCAUGAAGGAUGCUGGAAUGAAGAAAUCUGGGCCUUUUCCCCAAGUGGGACAAGUGGGAACAAAAAACUGAAAAAGACUAAGCCAAAGGAAGAGUUUGUUUUUGGCUUAGCAAAAUUGGAAGAAGAAUUUGCAAAGAAAUUCAACAGCCUUCCUCAAUACAGUCCUAUUACCUUUGACAGGAAAAAUUCAUCUGUUUCGAGGAAAAAGCGAAAGAUUGGAAGCGGCUCAUGUGAACUACCAAAAUCCAACAAAGCCAUACUAUUAGAAGACAGAAAUUCCGGUGAGAGUGCCUGGAAGAAUAAAAUUUCUAUAUCUGCCCUAAACACUCCAGAGCCAGCAAUGAUGCAUGAGCCUUUAGUUGGCAGCCAGAAAAGGAAAGCAAGGAAAACUAAGAUCACACAUCUUGUCCGAACAGCAGAUGGGCGAGUGUCACCAGCAGCAGGGACACUGGAGGAGAAGCCAAAAGAGCUGCCACAAAGUAGUCUUCAAAAAUCAUCAAGUGCAGAAGCAGACUGCAACAGUGAAUGCUCCAGAAACACAGAGACAGAAGAAAAUCAUAGUAUUACGUCAGAUAUGCCAGCGGUGUCUGCAUUCUUUAGCUUAGCUGCUCUGGCAGAAGUAGCAGCCAUGGAAAAUGUACACAGAAGUCAGAGGGCCACACCCCUCCCACAUGAUGGACAGCCAAAUGAAAUGUCUCAGGCUCCAGUGCUUAUUUCCUGCGCUGACCAGUGAAGCUCCACUUUAUUGCAUAAAGCUCAGCUUCCAGCUUUUGUGUGCACCCCUCUUCUUGUGGUACUUCCCUGCCUGCUGCCAGUGGGUACCUGGAUGAGACAAAGGAGGAUACCUGCUGCUUGGAUAGCUAAGAUUGCUUCUGAGUUCGCUUGAAAUCCCAGUCAGGAACUUUCUGUCUUCACUGUUUUGUAAUCAAGGAUGCAGAGGGCCCAGUUCAUCCAGGAUGUGUUUGCUGGGCUGAGUGCUCGUGCUGUGUGUGCUCUGGGGUACAGACCAUCCUUCCUUCCCUCACACUGCAAAGCAUCCUGCUCCAUCACGGCAUCCUUCUUUCAAAUACAUAUUUUUAAGCUCCCCUAUCAAAAUGUCAGAAUUAUUAGGGGAAACUAUGUGUUUAUUGCCACACUUUCUUUGAUAUAUCUCUUGUGCUGUAUCAAAGAUGGCUUCUGUUGACUGUGUGCUUUUGUCCAGAUGUUGGAGUUUGCUCUGGAGUUGUUUCUGCCUGGCUGGGGGGCCCAGGGGGACAGAGUGGUCACUUGUGCAGGUGGGACCGUGCUGAGUCACACGGGCAGGGUCCUGGUUUGGCAGGAAAUGCAGCAGGCUGUGGGGGAGACCCUCAGCCCUGGUGUGGUACCUGAGGCAGAACAACUGCACGUCAGGGUGUGGUCACUGAUUUGGGAAGAGGCUUCUAGAAACUCUCAGGCAGGGAGUGUGUUAAGUGACAUCUGUGUCAUGAACAAGAGUGAUGUGGCAUCUUGUGUGAGCAGUGAGGGUUGGGCUGAGAGCAAAGUGAUACCACUGAGAAGAGGGGCCUCACCUCCCCAUCCCUGUUUUUAGGAGAAAUCCAUUGGAAGGGGCACUGCCUCUCUGCAUGUGCGUGCUCCCACUUUGCCUUUGCGAGUGGCCCCCAAGACACAGACAGGGAGCAGAUUGGAAGAGGGUGGCACAAAAGGGACUCUAGGCCUUACUGGGCCUUUAUGGUGCUCCCUGCAAAUGUCUCUCCUUUCCUCCUCCCCUGCUGGCACUUUGGGCUCGGCUCUUGGGCAGCAGCAGCACACAGCGCUCUGCUCCCUGCCUGCUGUGGGGAGCACGAGGCUGACGUGGCCCAGUUGGAGAUUUGACCAAAACUUGUUAAAAGUAUUUCCUCAAAUGGUCAGUUUUAAUUUUAAUAAGUCAUAUUUAGCCUUAAGGGCACUGGCUGUGUGAAAGGGAAAGGGUUAUGUCCUGGAAGCAAAGUCGGAUGAAUGGGUGCCGUGUGAAGGGCUGCUGAGAGCUUGGUGUGGGCUGAGAGGCAUCACAUCUUCCUCAAGAGAGAGGAGCCCUUGCCGUGUGGUUGAAAAGCAUGGAGGGAUUGACAGGGGAAGCACUUUGACUGAGAAAUGUUCUUUUAGAUUAAACAACAAAUUUCUGCAUGCACAUACAGACUAGAUCUUCGUAACGUGGCAGGCUUUGACAGUGUACUGCAGCAUUAUUGCUAUUUAUAAUCAACAAUUACUAACACUAUAACCCAGUAAAUUUAGUGGUAGCAAUUACAGCAACAUAAAUAGCAAUCCAGAUGACUAAAGGCAUUGCUGUCAAUGCAGGUGGCAGCUAUAACAUUAGGCAAAGAAGUCGGAGGGAAGAUAUCAGGACUCGAUAUGUGAGCUUGGGUCUGCUAGUCUUUUAUAUACCAUUUUUAAUAUACUUCCUGAAAUGAAGCUUCAGAAAGGUACACUGCCUCUUUAAAAUUAGUCUAGGAACUACAGGUAGUUCACAUUAUUUUUAAAAUAAUAAAUCUCUAUAUAUAUAUCUAUAUUAAAAUAUAUAUGUAUACAUAAGUUUGCUAGCCUACCUUGUGGAAAGGCUGCAGCUAAACUAAGUCUGAGCUAAUAUUGUAUUACCAUGGUCCUCUGGUUUGUAGAUAGCCCUUCCUUAUUAGAUGAGGUUCUGUUCUUGCUCCACAGAAGGUGCCUGUGUAUAUAACUCCUUUGUAUUGCUUUCUGCAGAGUCCCUUAUAUAUUUCUUACUACUAAUGCUGUGUAGAAAAGGAAAUCCAGAGAUUUUACUACUGAUAAUUAACCAUUAAUGGCCAUUAGCAAAAUAAAGAUUUAGUUGUUUGAGAAACAGAUUAUUUAUAUUGUGUAUGGUUUAUUGCCUGAUAACUUGUUUGGUGACUGGAUAUUCUUUUCCUUCUCCUGGUCCUUUUCUGCUUUUUCCAGCUAUGGUGUUUACUCCUCACUUUGAUUAUCUAGCAGGCAAUAAAGUAUAUUGUAUGUUUUGAA
Melospiza georgiana is the source of this 5136-nucleotide messenger RNA. It is a transcript of the gene BBX, whose product is annotated as BBX high mobility group box domain containing. Bases 200 to 2878 code for a protein of 892 amino acids. Gene Ontology annotation, biological process: regulation of transcription by RNA polymerase II. Gene Ontology annotation, molecular function: DNA-binding transcription factor activity, RNA polymerase II-specific; RNA polymerase II transcription regulatory region sequence-specific DNA binding. The record is from RefSeq and is a predicted model, not a curated record. Lineage: Eukaryota; Metazoa; Chordata; Aves; Passeriformes; Passerellidae. The transcript is spliced from 17 exons. Gene Ontology annotation, cellular component: nucleus.